UCUGGUGAGAGAGAGGCGGGGCAGGAUGUGUCACGUGGGUCCCACUCCCGCCGCCGCGGCCGCCUUCGUCUUUCUCUGUCUCGACUGAGGCAGCCAUCUUGCUCUUGCCGCGUGCUGGUGUUGGAGGACCCUCCCUGCUUCAGAUUUACCAACAGCAUGAAUCAAGAAAAGUUAGCCAAACUUCAGGCUCAGGUCCGGAUAGGGGGCAAGGGUACAGCUCGCAGAAAGAAGAAGGUAGUACAUAGAACAGCUACAGCUGAUGACAAAAAACUUCAGAGUUCUCUAAAAAAACUGGCUGUGAAUAAUAUAGCUGGUAUUGAAGAGGUGAACAUGAUCAAAGAUGAUGGGACAGUUAUUCAUUUCAACAAUCCUAAAGUCCAAGCUUCCCUUUCUGCCAACACCUUUGCAAUUACCGGCCAUGCAGAAGCCAAACCAAUCACAGAAAUGCUUCCUGGAAUAUUAAGUCAGCUUGGUGCUGACAGCUUAACAAGUCUUAGGAAAUUAGCUGAACAGUUCCCUCGGCAAGUGCUGGAUAGCAAAACCCCAAAACCAGAAGACAUUGAUGAGGAGGAGGAUGAUGUUCCAGAUCUCGUAGAAAAUUUUGAUGAGGCAUCAAAGAAUGAAGCUAACUAAGAUCUUUUCUGAUUUUUGGAAGCUGGCAUGGACUAGAUUUAACAAAUCAGCUAUGUGGUUCCAAAGUUUUACAGACACGGAGAACAUCAACUGUUACUAGUUCAGUAAUAUAAAUAUUUUGUAUAUUGAUAAUGCUGUUUGUUCAGCAUUUUUUGGUCAUUAAUUUUGCAUUUUGCACUUCCUCCCAGGAUCUAUUCUUUUGGACAAAAUACGAAGUGUUGGUGCAGUUUGAGGGUCUUUUGGUUUUUGAUUCUUGGUUUUUUUGUUUUUUGUUGGGGUAUUUUAGGUGUGUGUAUGUGUGUAUGUGUGUGUGGGGGUAUGUAUGUAUACAGUGGAGAGCAAAUUGGAAACCAGUUUUAUUUAUCCUCCUCCUACCCCAGUAGAAAUAAAACAAAUCUUUACAUUU
Bubalus bubalis (water buffalo) is the source of this 1039-nucleotide messenger RNA. RefSeq names its product basic transcription factor 3 like 4 (gene BTF3L4). Lineage: Eukaryota; Metazoa; Chordata; Mammalia; Artiodactyla; Bovidae. The transcript is spliced from 6 exons. The record is from RefSeq and is a predicted model, not a curated record. The coding region runs from base 157 to 633 and encodes 158 amino acids.